UCGACCAUCGCGGUGCCGGCGAGCGCGGCGCUGUCGUCGCAGCUCCAGAAGAGGCGGCGGGCGCUGCGGGAGGAGCCGCACAGGAUUACUUACCCAGGCUCGCGGCUGCUUCUUGUGGAAGUGCUGGUGGCGCGGGAGGGGGGAAAAUAAAACCGGAAUAGAGCGCGCCGAGGACGACGACGGCAGAUUAAAGGUUCUGUGUGGAAGACUUAAGUGUACUGUUCAUUUGAGGCUGGACAAGAACUUCCAACUUUUGGCAGCUGAAGAUGUUGUUACUAUGGAAACAGAUGUUCCUGCUUUUCUUUGUUGGCUGCCUUGGAGAACAUUCUUAUGCUUGGAUCUUCAAUGAAUAUCCAUCAUUUGUGCAAGAAGACAGUCGUCGAUUUGUUUCUCAGGAAACUGGGCAUCUCUACAUAGCCAAAGUUGAGCCAUCAGAUGUAGGAAAUUAUACAUGUGUUGUGACAAGUACCGUAACAAAUGCCAAAGUUCUUGGCUCGCCAACACCUUUAGUGCUGCGUACUGAUGGAGUAAUGGGGGAAUACGAACCCAAAAUAGAAGUUCAGUUUCCUGAAUCACUUCCAGCUGCUAAAGGUUCGAUAGUAAAACUGGAAUGCUUUGCCCUUGGAAACCCAGUACCUCGGAUUAACUGGAGAAGAGCUGAUGGGAUGCCUUUUCCAAGCAAAGUAAUGUUGAGGAAAUCCAAUGGCAUGAUUGAAAUUCCAAACUUCCAACAAGAAGAUGCUGGUCUCUAUGAGUGCAUUACUGAGAACUCUAGAGGGAAAAAUGUUGCCAGGGGGCGCUUGACAUAUUACGCAAAGCCUCACUGGGUUCAACUCAUAAAAGAUUUUGAAGCUGCGGUGGAGGACAACUUAUACUGGGAAUGCAGAGCAAGUGGCAAACCCAAGCCGUCCUACAGGUGGCUGAGAAAUGGAGAGCCUCUGCCAUUGGAGGGAAGAAUACAAAUCGAAAAUGGGGCUUUGAUCAUAACAAACCUCAACUUGACAGAUUCUGGCAUCUACCAGUGUAUUGCAGAAAAUAAACACGGGACAAUAUAUUCCAGCGCUGAUCUCAGAGUUAUAGCCUCUGCUCCUGACUUCUCUAAAAGCCCGAUGAAGAAGCUGAUUCAGCUUUUAAUUGGCAGCACAGCUCAUUUUGACUGCAAGCCGAAAUCUUCCCCUAAAGCGACGACUACUUGGAAAAAGGGAGGUGAGCUGCUCCAAGAAAAUGAAAGACUAUCGCUAUUAAAAGAUGGAGGCCUCCGAAUAGCUAAUGUGAGUAAAUCAGAUGCUGGAAGUUAUACUUGCCUGGCAGAGAACCAGUUUGGAAAAGCUAGUAGUUCAACUAGCUUAUUAGUUACAGAACCAACUCGGAUAACUCUGGCACCUUCAAACAUGGAUGUUUCAGUAGGGGAAAGUGUUAUCUUGCCCUGUCAAGUUCAGCAUGAUCCACUGCUGGACAUUAGUUUUACCUGGUAUUUUAACAGCGCAUUGACUGACUUCAGAAAAGACGCAUCUCAUUUUGAGAGAGUAGGUGGGAGUGCAUCAGGAGACUUAAUGAUUAGGAAUAUCCAACUGAAACACAGUGGAAAAUACGUGUGCAUGGUGAAGACGGAAGUGGAUAGUGUGUCAUCUGCAGCAGAUCUCAUAGUUCGAGGCUCACCUGGACCACCGGAACGUGUAAAAGUGGAUGAAAUAACAGCUACCACAGCCCGGCUUACCUGGCAUGAGGGCUUAGAUAAUCACAGCCCAAUUGCUAGUUAUACAAUACAGGCCAGGACACCCUUUUCAGUGGGAUGGCAAAGAGUCACAACAGUUCCUGAUGUCAUUGAUGGGAAGACGUUCACAGCCACUGCAGUAGACUUAAACCCUUGGGUUGAAUAUGAAUUUCGUAUAGUUGCCAGUAACAAAAUUGGAGGUGGAGAACCUAGUUUACCCUCAGAAAAAGUAAGAACUAAAGAGGCAGUUCCCGAGGUACCACCAUCUGAAGUGAGCGGAGGAGGUGGCAGCCGGUCUGAACUGGUCAUCACAUGGGAUCCCGUUCCUGAAGAAUUACAAAAUGGUGAAGGAUUUGGCUAUGUCGUAGCUUUCCGACCUCUUGGCGUUACAACCUGGAUACAGACAGUUGUCACAUCACCUGACACACCCAGAUACGUCUUCAGAAAUGAAAGCAUCUUGCCCUUUUCACCAUAUGAAGUCAAGGUUGGUGUGUAUAAUAAUAAAGGAGAAGGACCAUUUAGCCCCGUGACCACAGUGUAUUCUGCUGAAGAAGAACCCACCAUAGCACCUUCUGGUGUAUCUGCAAACAGCCUCUCAUCUUCUGUAAUUGAAGUCUCCUGGGUUUCCAUUCCUUGGAAAAUGAGUAGUGGAAGAUUGCUGGGCUAUGAGGUGAGGUACUGGAAUAAUGGUGGAAAAGAACAGUCUUCCAACAGAAUAAAAGCCAUUGGAAAUGAGACAUCAGUAAGAAUAACAGGCUUGAUGAGCAACCUUGUGUACUAUACAGCUGUUCGAGCAUACAACAGUGCGGGAGCAGGUCCUUUCAGUGCCACUGUCAAUGCUACCACAAAAAAAACACCACCCAGCCAGCCUCCAGGAAAUGUUGUGUGGAACGUUACUGAUUCCAGGGUCAUGCUGAAUUGGGAUCAGGUGCAUGCAAUGGAAAACGAGUCAGAAGUCAUUGGUUAUAAGAUUUUGUAUCGGACUAGCAGUCAAAACGAGCUCAGCGUCCUUAUGACAAACAGAACAUCUGCAGAACUUCUGCUCCCUUUAAAUGAUGACUACAUUAUAGAAGUGAAAGCAGUGACUGAUGGUGGAGACGGCAUUAGCAGCGAACAGAUUAAAAUUCCUAAACUAGCAAGUAUGGAUGCAAGAGGUUCUGGCGCAGCAGUCUUAAAUGGUCUACCCAGCUGUAUGUCAAUAACACUAUACUUUAUCUUUAAAGUGGUAUUGUGUUGAUGCAUUUUCACAGAUAGGUGAAGGCCAGGUGAAUAAUUUACUUUUAAAGUGCUUUUUAAAACAACAAUAGCAACAACUACAAAUGGUGGUUAUGCAUGGAUCUGCUACCAUUGAUUUUAAACACUUUCUAUGAAUUUCAUUCAAAAAAUAAAAUAAAGAGCAAACCAUAUACAUAUUAAACAGUUCCUUCUAAAGGAAUAUAAAAUGCCUUAAAAUGUAAUGAACCAAAGGACUUUACACAUUACAUGCUUCAGAAAUGACAAAAAUAAGAGGAUGCACAUUGCAAAA
Messenger RNA from Lacerta agilis (Sand lizard), 3239 nucleotides. It is a transcript of the gene CNTN3, whose product is annotated as contactin 3. Bases 267 to 2951 code for a protein of 894 amino acids. The transcript is spliced from 20 exons. Lineage: Eukaryota; Metazoa; Chordata; Lepidosauria; Squamata; Lacertidae. The record is from RefSeq and is a predicted model, not a curated record. Gene Ontology annotation, biological process: brain development; cell-cell adhesion. Gene Ontology annotation, molecular function: cell-cell adhesion mediator activity.